AGUAUGUAUUCCAUAAAUUAAUUUGUACUUACCCUUUUAUAUACAAUAAUACUGUAAUAAUAAUAAAGAAAGUCGCAUUAUGGUCGCCCUAGAGUGUUGAGUUAGACGCUGUACAAGUACGCCUUCCGGUGUUGGAAUGCGUAGUGUUCUUCUGAUCAUACUGGCACAGAUACUGUAGAGCUGGAGAUCGCUGAGCAGUUGUGCAGUCAUAAUCGGGGACUUGCCAGUUUUUCUUCACUGCUCAGCUUUGACGGACUCGACGCACUGGGCUUUGCUGCAUUUACUUCUGACUUACUGUACUAAUCUUUAUGAUCCCCUUACAAUGGAUUGCAGGCUGGUUAAUCCGGGAUUUCGACGGCUUUGGGUUGGCGCAGAGGGGAUCAGUUACCAAAAUACGGUAGCGGUGCGGGUGCAUACAGCUGGUACUGCCGGGCAGGAGGAGUGCUGGUUGGGAUACAUCCAGGAUAUUCGCGACGAGCACGUGCUGGUGGACUUUGCCAGCAGCCGGCCCGGGGCGGCUGCACGCUACAUCCACGCGUCACACGUGUGGCCGCUGCCGUUUCUGUCGCCGGAUCCGGAUCGGCCUUAUACGUCGGUAUUCGCGGCCCUCCGCGACCGCUACGACGAGCCGUUUCGCUUCCGGCCGGCCACUGCCUUGCAUUUCGAUUGGGAGUGCAAAAUGUGCUUCAUCAACCUGUCCGCGGCCGGAGCAGAUGCAGCAGCGGCGCCUGCAGCUGGUAAUGCUAAUGCGAUGGCCGUUGUCGACUGGUGUCAGAUAAUGAGCGAGCUGCCAUUCGGCCAACCACCGCUGCUGGCAAGAACGACCGGCCUGCUUUAUACCCGCCAUGAAAUCCUCCUGAAUAUGAAUAUUCAUGCCACGGCGCAAUGUGUUUUCAACAUACGCACAGCGGCCGACGCGUGCCAGUUGCUGGACAGCUUCCGGCAAGGGUACCGGGUGCAGCCGGCGGCGGCGCUGGCCGGGCGCGGGCCCGGGCCCGGGCCCGCGACGGAGGCGGAUGAGGCGGCCAUGGAGGAGAGUUGCCGCUUCCAUCUGCGCAUCGGGCCGGAUCCGCAGCGGUGCACGUUCAUUGUCGCCGGCAACCAGACCGACACCGCCAGCAUGGACCGGACAGCGGCAGCACUACACAAGAUACUGGAGCAGUAUGCUGCGUGCCGUGCCGGUCGCUUAUCAAGCCACACGACUACGACUUCGUCGCACCAGACUCUUCACAAUGAACGCUUCGCGCUGUCUGCAGGUGCGUCUGUUUUGCACCAAAUUAUAUUUAUACUUACAUCAGUUAUACAGUUCCUAUACAGUGGACGACAAAAAGAAGUUGAUAAGGCGCGACUAGCUGAACACUGGCCGGCCGAUUUCAACUUUUUUUCGUCCUCCAUUGUACGUACAAUUCUAUACAAAUCGUACGAGUAUACAUACGGUACAUGUGCAUAUCUGUAUGCGUAUCUAUACAGUACAUAA
Molecule: messenger RNA, 1477 nt
Organism: Paramacrobiotus metropolitanus
Lineage: Eukaryota; Metazoa; Tardigrada; Eutardigrada; Parachela; Macrobiotidae
Exons: 2
Coding region: 323-1477 (384 amino acids)
Source: RefSeq, a predicted model, not a curated record